ACUCAAUACCAUUUCCGGAUUCAACAUUACGCACAUGGUUAGGAAAGAUGUUGUUUUGUCAAACAGUAGAUUUUAUAAAAUAAAUCACAACACUAGUUUCUACGGGAGUAAAACUGUAAUGAGGAGAAGAUUCUGUUGAAAUGGGAGACCGAGUGGAACUUGUUGUUGGAAGCUAUGAGCAGAUAGUGUUUGGGUACCGAGUUUCUCCUGCAGAAGAAGAAAAGCAGGAAUGGAGUUUAGAGCCAGUUUUCACACACCACGCUCACGCGGCGUGUCUGUCCGCAGUGGCCGCCAACGAGCAGUUCGUCGCUACAGGAAGCAAAGACGAAACCAUACAACUUUACAACAUGAAGACCAGAACGGAGCACGGAGCUUUACUACACCAUGAUGGUACUAUCUCGUGCCUGGAGUUUGGUUCUACAUCUCACUUGCUGAGCGGUGGGGAAGACGGCCUACUGUGCGUGUGGAGCACAAAGACGUGGGAAUGUCUGAAAUCCAUCAAAGCUCAUAUGGGUCAUGUGACUUCCCUCUCAAUGCAUCCAUCUGGAAAGCUUGCACUGUCUGUUGGAACGGACAAGAAGCUCAGAACAUGGAAUCUUAUUGAGGGAAGGGCAGCUUUUACCAAGAACAUUAAACAAAAUGCACAGAUCGUGCAGUGGUCACCAGCAGGAGAUAAGUAUGUUGUAGCCGUAAAUGAUAAAUUGGACGUCUACGACCUGGAGUCUGCCAGCGUCAUCGGCACCUUCAGCUACAGGAAGAGGAUUUCAUCUGUCAGAUUUAUAAAGAACACGCUGCUGGCCGUAGCAGGAGACGACGAACACGUUCAGGUGUAUGAGCUCACCUCUGAAAAGUGCAUCUGUGAGUUCAAAGCUCAUGACAACAGGGUAAAAGCACUGGACAGCUUUGAGAUGAAUGACUUGUGUGUGUUGGUCACUGCAUCUAACGACGGAUUCAUCAAGCUGUGGGACUUCAGUGCAGAGAAGCAUGAAGCAGUGCGUCUGCUAGGACAGGUGAACACCACUGCCCGACUCACCUGUCUGUCUGUAUGGAGAAGCAGCCCAAAGGAAGAGAAGUCGGACACGCAGCCUGCGACGUCUCAAUCUGAUAAGGAAGCUCUACUGCCACCCAGAAACAAGAGAGUGAGGAUCCACAAGGAGGAGGUGGUUGUUGAAGACGCACCAUCAAAAAGACAAGGAAAAAAGAAGAAAAUGUAAUGAGAAAUGUUUCAUGUGAAUGCAGGAUUCAUGAUGUUAUUUCUUUUUCUUUUUUCCAGAAUUGCAUUGCUAAAGAAGGAAGCUUUGUACAGUUUAAAAAGUAUAAAGUUUCAACCUGCUUGUAUGUGGAAAAAAUAUUUUAUCUCAUUGUACAUUUCCUCAAGUGUAUCUGCAAAACAAAUAUGCUACAUAACACGAAAUGUUGAAACGUGAAUUUAUAA
Molecule: messenger RNA, 1435 nt
Organism: Tachysurus vachellii
Lineage: Eukaryota; Metazoa; Chordata; Actinopteri; Siluriformes; Bagridae
Gene: pak1ip1
Product: PAK1 interacting protein 1
Exons: 10
Coding region: 141-1214 (357 amino acids)
Molecular function (GO): protein binding
Source: RefSeq, a predicted model, not a curated record